AUGCAACCUUGUCAACCAAACGAACCACAUAAUGUAGAAACACAACAAGAUAGUACUAUCGACAAUUAUAAUAAAAACAUCAUAACACAAGAUCAAAAUAACAGUAUAAAUGAAGUUUUAACAGGUGAUUUAUACAUCGUUGGAAAAAUAUGGAUCGACGGUUUACAAAAAGCCCUAAUAGGGCCAAAACUAAACGUAGUACACGCGGCAAAACCGGAAGAAGUGCCAAAGAAACCACCCAAAAUGAAGUACUCAGAUUUACCAAUCUACGAAGGGCCCUUCUACGAAUACAACGUAUUUAUUGAAGACAAAGAAAAAUGCCCUGAAAGGAAUGAAAAGUUACUGCAAAAUUAUUUGCUGCCGUACGUAAAGACUUAUAGAAAAAUUGCUUAUGCACAAUUAUGUAAUAUAAAAUGCAGCGUAACUACAAAAUAUAACGAAACUACUGCAGCUAUAAAUCGUGCUAAGAACAAUUUUAAAGCUACUAUGCGUGAUCCUGAUAACUUAAGCACAAGACAGGGUGUUGUUGGAUUGGGAACUCUAACGGGGUAUAUAAUAGGGGGUGGUGGUGGAUUGCCACGAAGGAUUUUUUAUACAAGCGUUGGCUUUUUUACAACGGGUUCUUUAUGUUUUCCAAAGGCGACAGAUGAGAUAUUUCGCUCGUUCGCGUACGUUUUUGGAAAGGCUGCUAUAACUUUGUAUAAAUUUGUUUCUAAUACAGAAGUUGGAAUUAGAGAGAGGGUGCCUUGCAAGGAAGACGUGCCAGCACCACCGCCACAAAGAAAAGAUGUACAGUGCCCACCAAAAAAAUGA
Molecule: messenger RNA, 813 nt
Organism: Bicyclus anynana (squinting bush brown)
Lineage: Eukaryota; Metazoa; Arthropoda; Insecta; Lepidoptera; Nymphalidae
Exons: 1
Coding region: 1-813 (270 amino acids)
Biological process (GO): cristae formation
Cellular component (GO): MICOS complex
Source: RefSeq, a predicted model, not a curated record